Messenger RNA from [Torrubiella] hemipterigena, 1180 nucleotides. The record is from the annotation of a GenBank genome assembly. NCBI's taxonomy places the organism in Eukaryota, Fungi, Ascomycota, Sordariomycetes, Hypocreales, Clavicipitaceae.
CCAGUGACAGCUCAAGUACGUCAUGCGGCAAAACUCCGGUUCCGACACCUGUACCAAAAAAGUUCAGGGACCAUCACCAAGGUCAUUCAUUCAUCUUUGGCGCAUUCUCCCUCAACACAGCACACCAUUAAAAAUCACCGAUUCUUUGCCAAAAUACUGAUAUAAGGGUCCUCGGUUAUCCAUUCAACACACGAUAUACACACAAAACAAUUCCCAAAAUGGCCGACAAGUCCGCAGACGCUUGUCCGGUCGACCACAAAACCCGCGAUGCAUGGCUCGAACAAGCCCGCGGCGCUGAAGCCGCCAAAGCGAAAGCCCACCCCCCUCAAAGCUGCCCUGUCGACCAUACAAAAACGAAGCCCAAGACGUGGUCCGAGACUGUCGGCUCAUACUUCUGGUCCUCCCCUGCAGCAGCACCAGCUGCGCCGACCCAAUCUACAUCCGGCCUCGACACAAAUCGCGUAGUGUCUACUAUUCCUCGCAUAGCGUCCUCAUCACCCGACUGCCCAGUUGACCACGGCGCAUCCGCGAACCCGGCAAACCAUGAGAUCGAGUCUGGCGCGGACGCCACAACGGGUAAUUGGGUGUACCCAUCCGAGAAGAUGUUCUUUGACGCCAUGAAGAGAAAGGGCUACGAUGCUAGAGAAACAGAUAUGAAGACCGUUGUGCCUAUUCACAAUGCUGUGAAUGAGAAGGCUUGGGAACAUAUCAAAAAGUGGGAGGAGCCGUACCUCGCCAAGUCAAAAUGUGGCGGACCUAAGCUCGAAUCUUUCGCGAACAAGAAUGACCGUAUGACGCCCACAGCACGAUUUAAUACUCUCCUUGGCUAUACUGCGCCGUUUGACCGCCACGACUGGAUCAUUGACCGCUGCGGUACGCGCGUCGACUACGUUAUUGACUUUUAUGCUGGGCGACCCGAUGGAAACGUUGCACCGAGCUUUUAUUUGGAUGUCAGACCCAAGUUGAAUACUUUGGAAGGCGUCAAGAUGCGCGCAAUGCGCUGGAUUGGCAUGGCUUAGAGGAUGACAAAACGAUGUGUAUGGGCAUUUAUAGAGGCGUUUCGUUUUUCUCUUUGGUAAAAUAUUUGUACAUUUUAUUGGUAUAGCUAGACUCGUUUGAUGGACGUACUAGUCCGUGUAAAACAUCUCCCCUGAACUUUUUCAAAUGCAUGAACCAUCAU